Molecule: messenger RNA, 1593 nt
Organism: Perkinsus marinus ATCC 50983
Lineage: Eukaryota; Perkinsozoa; Perkinsida; Perkinsidae
Product: vacuolar ATP synthase subunit C, putative
Exons: 6
Coding region: 22-1245 (407 amino acids)
Biological process (GO): proton transmembrane transport
Cellular component (GO): vacuolar proton-transporting V-type ATPase, V1 domain
Molecular function (GO): proton-transporting ATPase activity, rotational mechanism
Source: RefSeq, a predicted model, not a curated record
AGUGUAUUGAAGCGCGUCGACAUGUCCUCUUCCACGAUUCAACCCUACCUUAUUCUGGCUUGCUCCUCGGCUGACGAGCCCAAGGAGCUCAUUCACACCGUUUUGCAGUCUAGAGUGUGUGAGAAGAACAAGUAUUGUGAUGCUGUUUACAAGUUCGACGUUCCUGAGAACCUCAAGUUCGGCUCCUUCGAUUCCCUCAUCAGAUUGGUGGACGACCUUUCCAAACAAGAUUCCCAAGUUGAGGCCGUCCUUCGCCGUAUCGAGAGGCAGCUGCUCGAGCUUGACCCCAACACUGAGUUCAAGGUCGUCUCUCAGAGGGCUUCACUAUCAGCAGAGGAGUACAUCUCCAAAUUCCACUGGGAUGACGCCAAGUUCCCCCGCACCAGGAAUAUUCAGGACAACCUCAGUCUGUUGUUGACGAGUAUUCAGAAGCUCGAUGAGGAGGUGAAGUCGAAGAGUCAGGCUUAUUCUGAUCUCAAGACACAGUACACUCAGAUGAGCAAAAAGGAGUCUGGUUCAUACGCUCAGCGAGAUCUGACUGAUGUUAUUACUCCUAAGAGUGUUCGUGAGGGUGACUUCGUCGAGACCGAGCAUCUCACUACUGUUGUUGUUGUGGUGCCUCGUGGCCAAGACCAGGACUUUUUGAGCAAAUACGAGGCUGCUGCUGCCAAGGUCGUCCCUCAGUCGGCUUCCCCUUUGAACCUCCCUGCUGAUAAGGACGGUGCUAAGCUGUACAGAGUAGUCGUCUUCAAGAGCUGCGUCGAGGAGUUCGCCAACAACAUGCGACAUGCUCGUUUCAAUUGCCGUGACUUCACUUAUGAUGCCAGCAAGUAUGAGGAGCUACAGAAUGCUAAGGCCCAUAUGGAGAGUGAGGUGAAGAAGCAAGAGGCUUUCCUCAAGAGGGUAUGCGCUGCUGCGUUCUCUGAUACCCUCGUUGGUUGGAUUCACUUGAAGGCUAUGCGAACCUUUGUCGAAGCUGUCCUCCGUUUCGGAGUUCCCCCUAACUUUGCUGCGUUCAUCGCGGUGGUUGGAAAGAAGUCACAAGCCAAGCCAGUGAAGCUGCGUGCUGAGCUUAUGGACGUCUUCUCCAGCAGUGGUCUAUUUGGUAAGAACUACCUCUCUGGUGCCAAGGCCGAGAAACAACAGGGAAGCGCUGCUACUGAUGAGGAGGGUAGUGGUGAGUACUAUCCUUAUGUCUCUCUGAGCUUCGCUCCGCUGCUUUCCAUCAAGGCGGGCAGUGCCUAAGGCGCUGCAAUCUCCUCUGGUCGGCGUCGUAGCAGCUCCCAGGUGGUAUAAGUCUUAGAUUGAUUUCUCAUCGGCAACAGAUUGAGUGGAUGAUGUGCGUUGAGGAGAUGUAAGAUUGUAAGAAAUAGAGAUUAUUCCCUAUAUUGCUAGGAUCAACAGUAACGCCUUAGUGGUUGUUGACUGGUCUCUCUCAUUGCCAUUAUCGCUCGGUCGUUGCUGUAUCUACUGGUCCGACCAGGCCCAUUCUUCUACUAUGUCGAGUUGUUACGAGGCUCUAUCCUGAGGGCGUCGUUAUCAUCAUUACGGUUGUUGAUGAUGCUAUCAAGUUUCUUCAAAGAGUCUAUCAUU